Neolamprologus brichardi is the source of this 1872-nucleotide messenger RNA. NCBI's taxonomy places the organism in Eukaryota, Metazoa, Chordata, Actinopteri, Cichliformes, Cichlidae. The record is from RefSeq and is a predicted model, not a curated record.
AUGAGCCUCUCGACUCCUGGUAGGUCACCCAUGGAUAAAUUCAAGAAAGUAAAAGUGAAGAAAACAGAAGGUCAGUCAGAGGUGAUUGGUCCAAAUCAGCCAGUUGCGGCAACCGUUGGUGAUGACAUCAUUUUGCCAUGUUACCUCUACCCAACCAUGGAUGCUUCAGACAUGACGAUGGAGUGGAGUAGACCUGACCUGGACCUCAGAUUAGUCCAUGUGUGGCCAGAGAGACCUGAGUUACAAAAUCCAUCCUACAAGGGCAGAACAUCUCUGUUUAUUAAUGAAAUGAAAAAUGGAGAAAUUUCUCUGAAGAUCUCCAGAGUAAAACCGUCUGAUGAGGGAAAAUACAGAUGCUUUGUUCCAGACCUGCGUAAAGACUCUAAUGUUCAACUUGUUGUUAGUCAGUCAGAGGUGAUUGGUCCAAAUCAGCCAGUUGCGGCAAUCGUUGGUGAUGACAUCAUUUUGCCAUGUUACCUCUACCCAACCAUGGAUGCUUCAGACAUGACUGUGGAGUGGAGUAGACCUGACCUGGACCUCAGAUUAGUCCAUGUGUGGCCGGAGAGACCUGAGUUACAAAAUCCAUCCUACAAGGGCAGAACAUCUCUGUUUAUUAAUGAAAUGAAACAUGGAGAAAUUUCUCUGAAGAUCUCCAGAGUAAAGGCGUCUGAUGAGGGAAAAUACAGAUGCUUUUUUCCAGACCUGCGUAAAGACUCUAAUGUUCAACUUGUUGUUAGUGCCGUCUCCUCACCUGUUAUCAGCUUUGCAGGCCUUGAUAAAUCCAUCAGUGGAGUGGUGUUACAGUGUGAGUCUGCAGGCUGGUAUCCAGAGCCUGAGCUGCUGUGGUUGGACGGUGAGGGAAACCUCCUCUCUGCUGGACCUACAGAGACCCUCAGAGGUCCUGAUGACCUCUAUACUGUCAGCAGCAGAGUGACUGUGGAGAAGAGACACAGCAACAACAUCACCUGCAGAGUCCAACAGAGGAACACCAACCAGAGCAGAGAGACACACAUACAUGUUCCAGAAAAAAAGAAGAGUGAGGAGGACGCAGCUGAACAGGCCAGGAAGAAAAACACGAUCAGCUCUAAAAACAGUGGGAUGCAGGUGGUGGAAGGAGAAAGACAAAACUACAAGAAACAACCAGAGGAAACAUGUCAACAGAGCCGAGAACAAAUCAGAGAGCAGCCAGAGAAACUGAGAGGAGCAGAGAGGAAAGAAGGAGCUCAGGGAAAGGAGCUGGAGGCUAAUGAAGGGCUCAGAUCUGAGGAAACAAAGAGGAAGGACAAGGAGAGAGAAAAACUACAACUCCCACAUGAAGGAGAGCUGCAGGCAGAGCAACAAGUGAAGAAGGAGACACAGAGAGAAAAACUGGAGGCAGAACAACAGCCAGAGAAACUGAGAGGAGCAGAGAGGAAAGAAGGAGCUCAGGGAAAGGAGCUGGAGGUUAAUGAAGGGCUUAGAUCUGAGGAAACAAAGAGGAAGGACAAGGAGAGAGAAAAACUACAACUCCCACAUGAAGGAGAGCUGCAGGCAGAGCAACAAGUGAAUGUAAAUGAAAAAAAGCAGCUAGAAGAAUAUGUCAGUCUCACAGAGAGAGGAGUCGACUGUGUGGAAGAAAAACAGGAGGAGGAGCUGAUGCAACGAACAUAUGAUGUUGAUCAAAAGAAUAACCAGAGUAGACAUCGUCCAAAUGCACUGAAACUGAAUGAGGUCUGCACACUUCCAGCUCACAGUCAUUAUGCUGCAACAUCACAAUCCUAUGAACCCAUGCAAUGGACCAAAGAUCAGCAGAUGCUGCCAGUUCAAACAGAACCACAAGAAUGUCUGAAAGAAAACGAUGAAGAUCUGCAGGAUCAGAUGGAGGUGGAUUAA